Messenger RNA from Oryza sativa Japonica Group (Japanese rice), 1681 nucleotides. NCBI's taxonomy places the organism in Eukaryota, Viridiplantae, Streptophyta, Magnoliopsida, Poales, Poaceae. The record is from RefSeq and is a predicted model, not a curated record.
UACUAGUUAUUAAACAGAGCAAGAGAAUUCCCUCAAAAAAUAAACAGAGGAAGAGAAGAAUCUACAGCUAAUAUAUAUUGCUUCCUUGGUACAGUUCCUAGUUCCCACAAAUGAGGAAAUUAAUUAAUCAAUCGAUGCGAACUUUUGCAUCUACAAGCUACGUUAAUUUUAAGUAGAGAUAGAUCAAAGCGGUGAGUUGCAUGACUCAUGUUCGACACAGAUCAAAUCGCCACGAACAACAUGAACAAGCCUAUGGCUGCCACUCACUCAGGCAGCAGCCUCCUCAAAGCAGUGCCAAUGCUGCUCCUCUUCUCUUCAGGAUUUAUCCUGGGCAUGAUCUCCAUCGCCAACUUCCCUAAAUUCUACGAAUCGCCUUUGCUAUCGCCGAUGUUACACUCCCUUGUACCAUCAUCAUCACGGCCAAUAAUGCAGCCAUCGCCAUCGCCGGAGACACCGUGCGUGUGGCCACCACCAUUGCCGUCGUCUACUCCAACUCCGGCGCCGUCACCGCCAUCGACACCGACAGGGUUGAUGGGGUUCCUUGCGCCGAGCGGCGUGACGCACAACAUGACCGACGAGGAGCUCCUGUGGAGGGCGUCCAUGGCGCCGAGGGUGUCUCGCGCGCCGUACAGCCGCGUGCCCAAGGUGGCGUUCCUGUUCCUGGUGAGAGCGAAGCUGCCGUUGCGGCUACUGUGGGAGAAGUUCUUCGCGGGGCACGGGAAGGAGCUCUACUCCAUCUACGUCCACUCCGAUCCUCAUUUUGCUGCCUCGCUGCCGACCGACUCUGUCUUCUAUGGCCGCAUGAUUCCAAGCCAGAGGACGACCUGGGGCGACGCGAACCUGGUGGAAGCGGAGCGUCGGCUGCUAGCGAACGCGCUGCUGGACCUAUCAAACGAGCGCUUCGCGCUGCUGUCCGAGUCGUGCAUCCCCAUCUUCGACUUCCCCACCUUGUACGCUCACCUCACCGGAUCCAACGACAGCUUCGUCGACUGCUUCGACAACGCCGGCGCCCGCGCGCGCUACAGGCCGGCGCUGUUCGCGCCGCACAACAUCACGGCGGCGCAGUGGCGCAAGGGGUCCCAGUUCUUCGAGAUGGACCGCGCCCUCGCCGUCGAGGUCGUCUCCGACGAGCGCUACUUCCCGGCGUUCCGCGACUCCUGCGCCGGGCGCAGGGGCUGCCUCAUCGACGAGCACUACAUCCCGACGCUGGUCAGCCUGCUCCGGUGGCGCCGCAACGCCAACCGGACGCUCACGUACACGGAGUGGCGGCCGAGGAGGCCUCACCCGAGGAGCCACGGCGCACGGGACGUCACCGAGGAGCUCUUCGGGAAGAUGAGGGGCGGCGCCGGCAACUGCACGUACAACGGCAAGGCUAGCGACGUUUGCUUCGUGUUCGCGCGCAAGUUCUCGCCCGACGCGCUGGCGCCGCUGCUCGAGCUGGCUCCCAAGGUUAUUGGCUUCGGCUGAGAUGCAGAGAUCGAUCGGUUUUUUUCGUUCGUUUCUAGUACGUAUUUUGUGGUGGAUGCGUGCAUAUGUCUGCAUGCUUCAUCAGGCAUCCGGUACAUAUACUUGUCAAUUUCUACUGUCUUUCCAAUUUUCAAUUGUAUCAUUCUAUUACCAAAAAAAUAAAUAAAUAAAAACUUUGCGACCGAUACUGGCGAUUCUGACCAUCUCGGCAAUA